AAGCCUGAAAACCCUGCAUUGUGGUGGGUAAGCGGUGACGGAGAAGAAGUGAAGUGGAGCUUUGAAGAGCUGGGAGUCCUGUCCAGGCAAGCGGCUAAUGUACUGUCUGGUGCCUGUGGUCUGCAACCGGGAGACAGAGUUAUUUGGAUUCUGCCCAGGAUCCCGGAGUGGUGGCUGCUGAAUGUGGCUUGCAUGCGAACAGGAACUGUCCCGAUUCCUGGCAGGCAGCAGCUGACAGCAAAGGACAUUCUCCAUGGACUACAGAAAUCAAAGGCAAAGUGUGUCAUCACUGAUGGUUCUGUGGCACCAGCUGUGGACUCAGGUGGGCCUGAAUGGCAGUCUCUGAAAGCCAAGCUGCUUGUAUCAGAGGGCCACAGAGAAGGAUGGCUGAACUUCAGAGAGCUCCUGAAGCAUGCUCCUUCUGAUCACCACUGCGUGACCACAAAGCGUCAAGACCCGAUGGCCAUCUAUUUUACCAGUGGAACUACGGGGGCUCCAAAAAGGACUGCACAUUCCCACAGCAGCUAUGGCAUUGGCCUCACAGUAAGUGGAAGGUACUGGCUGGACUUGACUCCUUCAGAUAUAUUUUGGAAUACAUCAGACACGGGCUGGGCAAAGUCAGGUUGGAGCAGCAUUUUUUCCCCAUGGAUUCAAGGGGCCUGUGUCUUUGCACAGAAGAUGCCCCGCUUCGACCCAAGCAUUGUCUUUGAGAGUCUGUCAAGAUUUCCCAUAACAGUCUUCUGUUCUGCUCCAACUGCCUAUCGAAUGUUGGUGCAACGUAGACUGUCCAGCUACAAAUUCAGAAGCCUGCGGCACUGUGUGAGUGCCGGGGAGCCAAUCAACCCUGAAGUGACGGGAGAAUGGGAAGAGCACACUGGGCUGGAUAUUCACGAAGGCUACGGACAGGCAGAAACCGUAUGUUCAGACACUUUGCAGGAUGAUCCAGAGAAAACUGAGGCAACAAUACGCGGGAAGUUUUACGUCACUGGAGACAGGGGGAUUCUGGACGAAGAUGGAUACUUCUGGUUUGUUGGAAGAGCUGAUGAUGUCAUCAAUUCUGCUGGCUAUCGCAUUGGCCCAUUUGAAGUAGAAAGUGCCCUAAUAGAGCAUCCUGCAGUGGUGGAAGCAGCAGUUGUCAGCAGUCCGGACCCCAUCAGAGGCGAGGUAGUGAAAGCCUUUGUUGUUUUAACAUCCAAGUAUGUUUCACAUGAUCCAGAAAAACUGAUGCAUGAGCUACAGGACCAUGUUAGGAAAGUUACUGCUCCAUGCAAGUAUCCUAGGAAGAUGGAGUUUGUUCAACAGUUGCCAAAAACUAUUAGUGGGAAGAUCAGAAGAAAUGAACUGCGCCAGAAGGAGUGGAGAAAAGUUUAGAAUUACUUGCUGCUUUUUUAUAUCUUUUACAAAGUCAGAUAUUGCUGAUUUACCCUGUAAUGUAAAGUAAAAGACAUUAUAUUACGGCCUUCUUAGUUUAGGUUUUCACAAAUUCUGGUCUGACUCCCAGCCCUUUGGCUGUCCCACAUGCUACAGUAACAGCCCAUGGCAAGCAAACAGGCAGAGUGAUACAAAUGAAAUGGGAAACACCGACAAGAGCACCGUAGUUGGUCCAUGUUAGAUAAAUGUAAUAAACAAUUGUAGGCAUUUUGUCUUUAUUGUUGCUUAAUUCAAAUAAAACAGGAAAAGUUUGAGAGCGCUGUUGCUUGGAGAAUCACUUUUCAGAAGUGCAACAAUAAAUACAUUUUUAAAAGUUGCAGCUCAAUACAAGUAUGUUUAGAAAAAUGAGUAUAAAUAAAAUCUGUAUCAUGACAGUGA
Molecule: messenger RNA, 1809 nt
Organism: Dromaius novaehollandiae (emu)
Lineage: Eukaryota; Metazoa; Chordata; Aves; Casuariiformes; Dromaiidae
Product: acyl-coenzyme A synthetase ACSM3, mitochondrial-like
Exons: 10
Biological process (GO): acyl-CoA metabolic process; fatty acid biosynthetic process
Cellular component (GO): mitochondrial matrix
Molecular function (GO): fatty acid ligase activity; fatty-acyl-CoA synthase activity
Source: RefSeq, a predicted model, not a curated record